Messenger RNA from Botrytis sinoallii, 888 nucleotides. RefSeq lists its product as uncharacterized. The record is from RefSeq and is a predicted model, not a curated record. The transcript has a single exon. NCBI's taxonomy places the organism in Eukaryota, Fungi, Ascomycota, Leotiomycetes, Helotiales, Sclerotiniaceae. Bases 1 to 888 code for a protein of 295 amino acids.
AUGCAACAGUCUCCCAAAUCCCCAGAUAGUUCUCUACACAAUAAAAAUCGAACUUCAUCCUUUCACUCCCUCCUAGCUCUCGCAUCUCUAAGUCCUUUACGCACAUUUCUAGCCCGCGCCCCCAUUUCAUCAAAUAGUUCAUCCGCCUCUUCAACCAGUACACCAGCCCCUCGUAUUCCUCAAAUCCACCCCGGCGAGUAUGAGACGUACAAAUCCGUCAACAAACUCCUUUCGACAUUCAAAUCUCACUCCAUUGCCAAAGCCCGUCGGGCAAAUGCCAAAGCCAAAGCCCAGAAUCUUCAUAAUGAAGAAGAAGAUACAUAUCGUAGUAUUCACUGCGGCGAUCAAAUCUGUUGUUUUUCCUCGCCUUAUUCAUUUUAUCGCACACGUUCAAAAUUAUCCUCAUCUACUACGCGAUCUAAAAAUUCCCAAUCACAAUCUCGAUCUCGAUCUGUUUCGAAUCCAAAUUUACGGCUGACGAGCUUGAUAGGCGACGAGAAAUUAUUAUCUUCAUCUGUUUCUUCAUUAUCCUUACAUCCUUUUCGCAGAUCCCUUACUAUCACCGGAAGUUCGAAACGGUCAAUUUCCCUUUUUUCAGGAAGUCCGCCGCCAUCGGCAAAAUCGCUGCGGCCUUUGUAUGAAUACCCUGAGCCGGUUGGAUCGAGAAGUUCUAGUUGGUUGAAUGGACAGAUAGGUACAGAGGUGGAGAGAUCAAAGAGCGUUAGUUGGGCUCCAGAUAUGCCGGUCAAUCGUCGAAGAAGUGACAGUCAGCAUUAUCGACCGAGUAGCUUAUCUCUAUUUUCAUGGACGGCAGAGGAUAUUGAAUCUGGGGUAAUGAAAGAAAGCAUACCGGUGCAAGAGAAAGCAGGAAACAGAGAUUGCUUAUGA